AACUUACAAGUUCUAGAUAAUACGUAUCAUCAGGUAUCAGAUUCAAACAACUUACAGGUUCUAGAUAAUAAGUAUUAUCAGGUAUCAGACUCAAACAACUUACAGGGUCAGUCAACUAGGUUCAACUUGCUUCCUUGUAUAAUAGGUAUCAUCAGGUAUCAGACUAAAACAACUUACAGGGUCUAG
This is a messenger RNA of Lottia gigantea (owl limpet), 186 nucleotides long. RefSeq lists its product as hypothetical. The transcript has a single exon. The record is from RefSeq and is a predicted model, not a curated record. The annotation marks the transcript as partial. NCBI's taxonomy places the organism in Eukaryota, Metazoa, Mollusca, Gastropoda, Lottiidae.